AUGGACACGAAAGGUUUGGAAUUCUCGUUCAUCAAAACGCAAAUAGAAUCAACCGGCACUUCAACAUGUGUUAUCAAUACGGGUAUAUUGGGAGAACCGCAAUUAACGCCGGACGUUUCUGCGGAUGAAGUCGCACAAGCGGGAGGUUCAUCCCUUCAGGCUUUGAGAGAUGAAGGCGACCGAGGUAAUAGCGUUGCUGUAAUGGCACAGGGUGCCGCUGCACUCAUUGCUGACAAACAGGCGGCAGGCGAAAUUGACGGGAUCAUCUCACUCGGUGGCUCCGCAGGAACGACCAUCGGCACGACAGCGAUGCAGGCAGUACCCGUGGGCGUUCCGAAAAUUAUGGUGUCAACCUUGGCAUCGGGUGACACGAGUCCGUAUGUCCAAUCUAAAGAUAUAUGUAUGAUGUACUCUGUUGUGGACAUCGCUGGCAUUAACCGAUUGUCACGACAGAUUCUUGCCAACGCCGCUGGCGCAAUUGUCGGGAUGGUGAAUGCCGAAGCACCCGUUGCAACAGCAGACAAGCCUUUAAUCGCAGCGACGAUGUUCGGUGUGACAACGCCAUGCGUUACAAAAGCGAUGGAAAUCCUUGAAGCCGCCGGCUAUGAAGUUCUCGUUUUUCACGCAACUGGUACCGGUGGGCAAGCGAUGGAAGAUCUGGUCAAAGGGGGUUUCCUCGCCGGGGUGUUAGACGCGACGACGACAGAGCUUGCUGACGAAUUGGUAGGUGGAAUUCUGAGUGCCGGUCCCGAUCGGUUGGAAGCCGCCGGAGAAUCUGGACUGCCGCAAGUUGUCGCCCCAGGUGCAUUGGAUAUGGUGAAUUUCGGUCCUCCUGACACAGUGCCAGAGAAGUUCAGCGAUCGGUUGUUCUAUCAGCACAAUCCGACAGUGACACUCAUGCGGACGACUGCUGAAGAGACUGCUGAACUCGGACGUAUCAUGGCACGUAAACUCAGCAAAGCACAGGGACCUACAACGGUCAUCAUUCCGACCCAAGGUGUAUCGGCUAUCGACAAAACAGGACAACCCUUCGAUUCUCCCGAAGCACGAACUCGCCUGGAUCGAGAAUCUGAAGGCACACAUCGGUAA
Molecule: messenger RNA, 1089 nt
Organism: Geodia barretti
Lineage: Eukaryota; Metazoa; Porifera; Demospongiae; Tetractinellida; Geodiidae
Source: the annotation of a GenBank genome assembly